Nicotiana tabacum (common tobacco) is the source of this 1181-nucleotide messenger RNA. The record is from RefSeq and is a predicted model, not a curated record. NCBI's taxonomy places the organism in Eukaryota, Viridiplantae, Streptophyta, Magnoliopsida, Solanales, Solanaceae.
AGAAUCUCCUCUUCACACCCCCACCACGUGACUCCUCCUUGUCAAGAUCUCUUAAUACCCCACCCUUUAUCUGCGGUUCAGAUUCACCCACGCGAUCUAACCCUUAUCGCCAAACGAACGGUUUUACACUUGCCACGUGUCGUCACCGAUACAAUAUUAUACCCCACGAUCCAACGGACCUUGCAAUUUCUCCCCUCCCCUCCUCUCUCUCUCUCUCUCCCCCUCCCUCCCUCUCUCUCUCAACUCUCGCCGGAAAGUCAAGAACCCGGCAAUAUCUCCGGCCAAAAUUCUCUAUCCGACAAAGGGCUUUUCUCUUUUUUAAACUUUUCUUCUCUUUACCCAUAAAACAAAUUGUAAUCCCUUGAAUUCUGUUUAUAGAAAUAUAGAUUUUCUCUUGGAGUUUCAGCUGGGAAACCUUUUAAAAGGUGCUUUUAUUGGGUAUCCUUUUUGUUUUUUUUAAAAUUUGGAACUGAGGCUUGAAUAGCGAUGGCUGAUUCAGACAACGAGUCAGGAGGACACAACGCUGGAAACGAAGGAUCAACAAGGGAACAAGACAGGUUUUUACCAAUAGCAAACGUGAGCAGAAUUAUGAAAAAAGCGUUACCAGCAAACGCAAAAAUCUCAAAAGACGCUAAAGAAACAGUUCAAGAAUGCGUAUCUGAGUUUAUCAGUUUCAUUACCGGAGAAGCAAGGGAUGGUGGGGGAGGGAUGUAUGGUGGUAUGGGGGGUGGUAUGAUAUAUCAUCCACAAGGUCAUCAGAUGUAUGGUAGUCAUGGGUCAUAUCAUCAUAUGGGUAUGGGCGGCGGCGGCGGUGGCGGUGGUGGUGGUGGAGGUUCACGGCCAAGGUAGGCGGUGGAAGGAGAUGAAACUUUGGACAUUAAUCAAAUUAAUCAUAUGAUGUAUCAUUGUGUUGAUAGCUACUUUUCUCUAUUACUUUAGGUCCUUUUUAAUUAUUUUUUUUGCCUUUUUUUUUUGGAAGCACAUUGACAUGUGGAGUUUUAGAUAUGCUUUAUUAUAGCUUUUCUUUUGAUGUUGGAGUAUUAGUGGGUUACAUGUGUAGUACUUUGUGGAAAGGGUAACGAGAGGAUAAAGUAGUACAUGAUAUAACCUUCAAUGAAAGGCACUUUGGAUAUAUAUGUAUUUAAUGGGAAAUUGAGAUGGUAUAUUGUGUUAUCUUUUUA